Messenger RNA from Danio aesculapii, 1924 nucleotides. It is a transcript of the gene timp2b, whose product is annotated as TIMP metallopeptidase inhibitor 2b. The coding region runs from base 176 to 829 and encodes 217 amino acids. Gene Ontology annotation, biological process: negative regulation of endopeptidase activity; negative regulation of membrane protein ectodomain proteolysis. The record is from RefSeq and is a predicted model, not a curated record. Gene Ontology annotation, molecular function: metalloendopeptidase inhibitor activity; protease binding. Gene Ontology annotation, cellular component: extracellular matrix. The transcript is spliced from 5 exons. Lineage: Eukaryota; Metazoa; Chordata; Actinopteri; Cypriniformes; Danionidae.
GGCGGGUCACCGAGAGAGCCGCUGUCCGUCCACCUCGAGCUCCUGACACCAGUCUGCUAUCAUCAGCUCCUCACGUCAGCCUUUCAACUAUCGCUCUCUUUUGUUUGCCUUGCCCAGCCAGCUGGUCUUUUACUGUUUUCGUGCCUGUGUUGGUCGUGAAGAGUGUCCGCUGAAGAUGAGUCUGUCUCGGUCUGUUCCUCUGCUGCUGGUCGUGCUGUGCGGAGCCGCGGAGUUUGCCGGAGCCUGCAGCUGCUCUCCUGAACAUCCACAGCAGGCGUAUUGCAAUGCGGAUGUCGUCAUCAGAGCAAAAGUCGUCGGACGGAAGGAGGUAGUCACCGGCAAUGACGCUUACGGCUACCCAAUCAGAAUGAUCCGAUAUGACGUCAAACAGUUGAAGAUGUUCAAGGGCCCCAAUGGAGAGAUUGACACCAUCUUCACGGGCCCCUCCUCAGCGUUAUGUGGAGUCAAUCUUGAGAGCAAUGGCAAGCAGGAGUACCUGAUAACAGGUAAUUUGGAUUCAAAUGGCACACUGCGCAUAAACCUGUGUGACUACAUUGAGUCCUGGGAGUCUCUGAGUCUGACACAGAAGAAGAGCCUGGGUCAGCGCUACCAGAUGGGCUGUGACUGCAAGAUUGUCCAGUGUCCCAUCAUCCCCUGCUCCAUCAGUGAGCCUGUGGAGUGUCUGUGGACGGACUGGGUGUUGGAGGGAACCGUUCAGGGCACUCAGGCUCAGCACUUCACCUGCGUCAAGCGGAGCGACAGCAGCUGCGCCUGGUACCGUGGAUCUGCCCCGCCUAAAAAAGAGUUCAUGGACAUCGAGGAACCAUGAGAAUACAUCCUCCUUUUAGGACCCCCCAAUCCCAAACGCAGCUACCAUCUCACACUUUAAUUCUGCAGAUGCAUCCUAGAUCAAAUAAAACUCAUCAAACACAUGUCUGGGCCACGGAGGACCCAAAUUCACAAGAUAAAUAAAAGGAUUAUAGAUAGUCAUAUUUUUGUAAAAGCUAAUGAGUGAGUGAGAAAUCUUAUUUUGUAUAAAGAAAAUUAAACCAAAACUGAUUUUUAUAUUAUGAUUGCAGUUUAAAUUUUAAAAACGUAUCCUUACAGAUUCAUUCUCAUUAAUAUAGUACAUUACAAUUUAAAGGGGACCUAUUAUGCCUGGUUUUACAACAUGUCAAAUAAGUCUCUGAUGUCCCUAGAGUGUGUAUGUGACGUUUCCGCACAAAAUACCGCACGAAUAAUGUUUUAUAACUCUUUGAAACUGCCCCCUUUUAGGUUUUAAUCCAAAUCAUGCCGUUUUGGUGACUGUCGCUUUAAAUUGAAAUGAGAUUUCAAAAGAAGGCGGAGCUACAAACACCUAUGUGUCAAAAAGCGUGAAAACUCUAAUGGCUGAUCUGCUUCUCACUCACUCAAUAAGGGAGAGAUCUUCACUAAUGGGCGGGGCUUUCCCCCUCUGAUGACACGUAUAAAGGGAGAAUGUCAAUCAGAGUGUUUCUGCAGACUGAUUUUAUGAAGUGUGAUUAUUAAAAAAUAGAUUUAAUAAAUUUUUACUAUUAGAAGCUGGUUAUAUUCACACACUGCUGCCACAAAACUGUGCUUAAACCCCUUAUAAAAGUGAUUUUUGCAUAAUAGGCCCCCUUAAAAAUGAGAAUGAGACUUAAAAACAAACCCAAAAAAUCUGUAAGUGCAACAAUCAAAAGAUUCAACAUUAUUUUUUUAAUUUUAGGGUGAAUUGCGAUGCAAAAGUAUUUACCCAAGCAUGACAGGAUGCAUACGGUAUGUUUGAUUUGCAUGUUAAUAUAUUCGUAGGAUCUUAUUGUGAAGUAUUUUUUAUGACGGGCAGAAAGUUUCUCUAAAGCACUUUGAAAACCCAAGUGUUUCGUCUUGUAUUUUUGCUCUCCAAUAAAAAGGAAAUUGGUUACAA